Messenger RNA from Rotaria socialis, 525 nucleotides. Lineage: Eukaryota; Metazoa; Rotifera; Eurotatoria; Philodinida; Philodinidae. The record is from the annotation of a GenBank genome assembly.
AUGACGUUAAUUUUACUAUUGUCGAUCGUUGCUAUCGCAAAUGUACACUCAUGGACAUUAGACUAUGCUGGCGCUAAACAAAUAUCAUCACCACAUUUCAAUCGUGGACGUCAAGGUCAGGCAAUCACAUGUUUAGUUCUUCACGGUACAGCCGGUGGUGGCACUAUUGAAUGGUUUAAAAAUCCAGCAAGUAAAGUUUCAGCACAUUAUGUUGUAGGUCAAGACGGAUCAGUUACACAGAUGGUCAGUGAAGAUGAUACUGCAUGGCAUAAUGGUGUUGUAACAACAAACUCACAGUUUUAUGGUCGUCCAAAUCCAAAUCUAUGGUGUAUGGGCAUUGAAUUCAGUCGCAAUAUACAAAACAAUAAUGUAAUGCCUGAAGUACAAAUUCAAGCGGGCAUUCGAUUAGUUGCUGAUAUCAAACGUCGUUACAAAGGCAUUAAUAUUUAUACACACGACCAAUUUAGCGUUGGACGCACAUGCCCAGGCCCAAAUUUUCCACUUGCUCGAUUCAAAAAUGCUUAA